AUGCAGUCACUCAUCCUCAAGGCUCUUCUUCCUUGGUUCAUUUUGGGGCCCGUGCUUGCACAAUCUGCAGGGACAGAGGAAAGCCUUGUUCUGGAGCAAGCUCCUGAAGUCCUACGGCCCUACGUGUUGCGCAAGGGAUCUGGACAGGCUGUCUCGGUUGGCCAACAAGUCUAUCGGCUAUCUGUUACUGGAAACUCCUCAGCUGGGGCAUUUUCCCUCCUACAGACAAAUGCGCCUGACUCCAAACAUCUAGGCGUGCUGCCACACGUCCACAAACUGCACUUUGAGAACUUCUACUGCACCAAAGGGCGAUUCCAAGUUUGGACCAAAACCAACGACACUGAGCAAGCUCGAAUUCUCUACCAAGGCGACUAUGCCGCUGUCCCCCAGAACACGAUCCACACCUUUCAGAUCUUGGAUCCCGACUCCCAAGGCACGGGUGUCAUUUAUCCUGGCGGCUUUGAAAGACUUUUCCUCUCGGUUUCGGAGCAGCCGUAUCUCUCUUCUGCAGGUUCGCCCUAUACACCUGCUACAGCCGAAAAUAGCGCUGGCGAGCAACUAAAUCCAGACGCAAUCGCCACUUGGGCAACAUACGACGUACACGCUCAUUUGGAAUUCACACCCCGGCGUGACUUGGUGAAUGGAAGUGCAGGGGGCUCUGGCUACUGGCAUGAUGGCCCCAACUUUCUCGGUCCUGAUAGUAAAACCCCGAAUUUCAUCGCCAAAGGUUAUGGUCCGAAGUAUUUAAACACGGACGGUGGUGUUUAUCGCAUCAUUACUCCCUUUGCUACGAAGAACCAAACGGACGGCAAAUUCUCUCAGGGCACUGUAACGAUGAGCCCAAAACUAUCCAACCAGACGGCCAUUCACGCAAAUCUCAAGCAGCAUGUUGCUUUUCAACUGGAAGAAGGAUCUUUAGUCGUAAACGUUACUGGCUAUGAGACCUCAACUCUGAUAUAA
Messenger RNA from Colletotrichum truncatum, 960 nucleotides. RefSeq names its product quercetin 2,3-dioxygenase. The record is from RefSeq and is a predicted model, not a curated record. NCBI's taxonomy places the organism in Eukaryota, Fungi, Ascomycota, Sordariomycetes, Glomerellales, Glomerellaceae.